Molecule: messenger RNA, 843 nt
Organism: Pleurotus ostreatus (oyster mushroom)
Lineage: Eukaryota; Fungi; Basidiomycota; Agaricomycetes; Agaricales; Pleurotaceae
Exons: 3
Coding region: 1-843 (280 amino acids)
Molecular function (GO): oxidoreductase activity
Source: RefSeq, a predicted model, not a curated record
AUGGCCAUAGGAAACCCAUCGUCGACCACAGCAGUGCUCAAAUAUUAUGUCCCACCAGCGGAUGGCGCCCGGGCGUACCAGCAUAUCAAUACCGAUCCUACCACCGGCGAACGACCACGUAACUUUACAUACCAAGACAAGGAGGUUGUCGUAGAGAAUCUUCGAGGGAAAGAGUCCUCAGUGUCGUUGGACACGACGGGCUUUCAGUAUGUACGCCGCCCGGCAAAGCAUGAAUCAUUUCGGAAUGACGAAGAGAUAUCGAAUGAAUAUUACCCGGAGAGCAUUGAGCUCAUCAAGGAACUCACAGGUGCUACCAAGGUUGUCAUCUUUGAUCACACCGUGCGGAGGCGUCGUCCCGGAGAUAAAGAAGACACACCGCAGAAGAGGCAGCCUGUUGCCCAGGUCCACGUAGACCAGACCAAUAAAUCAUCGGUCGCCCGAGUUCACCGCCAUCUGCCGCCUUCAGAAGCACCGCAGCUCCUCCAAAAACGCUUCCAAAUCAUCAACCUUUGGCGUCCAAUCUCUCACGUAGCAUCCGACUGGCCCCUUGCACUCUGCGACUAUCGCAGCGUAGACCCCAAGGCGGACAUGGUGCCCACGGCGCUCGUCUACCCCGACCGUGAAGGGGAGACGUUUGGAGUUAAAUACAACCCAAGCCACCAGUGGAAAUAUGUACGCGAUAUGGCGCCUGACGAAUGUGUGCUCAUCAAAUGCUUUGAUUCCUUGCAAGACGGCAGUGUGGCCGUUUUCACGCCUCACACCGGCUUUCAAGACCCCGCUACACGUCCAGAUGCACCUCUACGCGAGUCCAUCGAACUUCGGGCACUGGUCUUCUAUGAUUGA